Molecule: messenger RNA, 564 nt
Organism: Leptosia nina
Lineage: Eukaryota; Metazoa; Arthropoda; Insecta; Lepidoptera; Pieridae
Source: the annotation of a GenBank genome assembly
AUGUUUCUUUUCCUAGUAACCUUAUUCUGCGUUGGAAUUAAGAUAAACCACGCAGAUAUAGCCGUUUCCCCGGUUCGAUGCGGACCUAUGCCUAGAGCGAUUUUCUCCUGCCUCAGCAUGCCAAAAAUAGUGAAACCCGAAAUUUCUGAACAAUGUAAAAAUAGGGGUGCGACUCAGUGCGAUAGAAUGACGUGUAUUUUCGAACAAUCUGGCUGGAUCGUUGAUAAUAAGCUACAGGAGGUGAAGAUACGGAGCUUUUUUGACGAUUUUGCUAAGCAACAUCCAUCGUGGUCUGCAGCGGUGAAUCACGUGAAGAGCGCUUGUUUAGGCAGCAGCCUACCUGCUCAGGGAAUUCAUCUAAACUGCCCAGCCUAUGAUGUCAUGCAGUGCUCGUUGGCGAGCUUCAUUAAGAACGGUCUACCGUCGGAGUGGUCCACAGCGUCACACUGCGAAUACCCUCGACAUUUUGCUGCCAGUUGCCCAGUGUGUCCGGGCGACUGCUUUGAACCUCAAAUUCCGACUGGUUCCUGCAACGCUUGUCUAGCCUUGCCUCGAUCUCCAUAA